Messenger RNA from Ananas comosus (pineapple), 1366 nucleotides. Its product is annotated as thaumatin-like protein. Gene Ontology annotation, cellular component: extracellular region. The coding region runs from base 252 to 1112 and encodes 286 amino acids. The transcript has 3 exons. Gene Ontology annotation, biological process: defense response. The record is from RefSeq and is a predicted model, not a curated record. Lineage: Eukaryota; Viridiplantae; Streptophyta; Magnoliopsida; Poales; Bromeliaceae.
AUACACACACUCUCUCUCUCUUCUCACAUUCUCCUCAAGCAAGGUAGCAUCUCUUUCCCAACUCUCAUGCAUCACGUAUUCUCUCCCUAUACCUACAUCCCCUUACCUCUUUUUGUUGUUUCUAAUUAAAAAUGUGAUCCUUUGGAUGUUUAUAUCUCCACUCUGUUCACUUCUUAAACUGCGCAGAGGCAGGGAAGGGUAGAGAUAGAGAUAGAGAUAGAGAUAGAGAUAGAUAGAGAGAAAAAGGGAACAUGGAUAGAGCUCCAAGAGUAAUCUUAUUGAUAGCUUUCCUCUUAUGCAUCUCACCAGGUGCAAAACGGUCGGAGGGGGCGAGGAUCUUCACGAUGAUAAACUACUGCAAGACGACGAUCUGGCCGGCGGUGACGCCGGGCGAGAACUUCGGGGGCGGGGGGUUCGCGCUGAAGGCGGGGCAGUCGAUCGUGUUCACGGCGCCCGUGGGGUGGUCAGGGCGGAUCUGGGCGCGGACGGGCUGCGACUUCGACAGCGCCGGGAACGGCUCCUGCCAGACGGGCGCCUGCGGGUCGUCGCUCAAGUGCGGGGCGUCGGGCAAGCCGCCGGCCACGCUGGCGGAGUUCACGCUGGCGGCGCUCGAUUUCUACGACGUCAGCCUCGUCGACGGCUUCAACCUGCCCGUGACGGUGACGCCCGUCAACGCGCAGCAGGGCGGCAAGAACUGCUCGGCCGCCGGCUGCGACAGGGACCUGAGGACGGACUGCCCGGCCGAGCUCGCCGUGAGGGAGGGCGGGCGGACGGUGGCGUGCCGCAGCGCGUGCGACGUGUUCGACACCGACCAGUACUGCUGCCGCGGCGUCUUCGGGAACGCCGCGACCUGCCAGCCCACGUUCUACUCCAAGAAGUUCAAGGACGCCUGCCCCACGGCCUACAGCUACGCCUACGACGACCCCUCCAGCAUCUUCACCUGCGCCGCCGCCGACUACAUCAUCACCUUCUGCGGCAACAGGAAGCAAACAGUGUGCACAUACCAUAACAACAGGCUCAUUUGCAGUGGCACAAGCAGAUCUUCAUCAAACAUUUCUACAUGGAUUGUUCUACUCAUCUCUAGCCUUAUUGGCUCCUGGCUUUGGGUAUAAAAACUAUCAUUUUAGUCAAAAAAAUUUUUUUUUCUAAGGGGGUUGUUUAAAUUGAGAUUCAUCCAAAUCCAACCAGAAUUAACUCAUACUUAGAUGGCAAAUGUGGGUGACUAGUUUUAUUUUCCAUUUCAUGAUUCAAUUAUUUAUUUACUGUCAAGAAAAUAUAUGGUGUAACAGAUGUAUUUGAUUAUUUAAUCUUGUAACAGAGAUAUGCAUAGCAUUCUUGAUGUAAAGUGAAGCUUGAUUUCUAGUUC